AUGAACCAAGGCGGCGCCAACUCUCUGCACGUAGUUGGAGAACCGACCUUUGAGGGUCUUGCCCGCUACAUUGAACGGAACAACGUGACAAAGAUUCUCGUCAUGGCUGGCGCCGGCAUAAGUGUCGCGGCGGGGAUCCCCGACUUCCGUAGUCCCCACACGGGCAUCUACGCAAAUCUUGGGAAGUACAACCUCAACUCCCCGGCCGAUGCAUUCUCGCUGACGCUCUUGCGAGAGCGUCCAGAUGUCUUCUACAGUAUUGUGCGCGAGAUGGACCUCUGGCCUGGCCAUUUCUGGCCAACUGCUGUGCACUAUUUUGUCAAGCUGCUAGCUGAUGAGGGACGACUGCUGCGAUGCUGCACACAAAACAUUGACGGCUUGGAACGGGCCUCUGGGCUGCCCAAGUCCCUGCUGGUGGAGGCGCAUGGGUCCUUUUCAACCGCCUCCUGUAUUGGGUGUCGUUCUCCGUACGACAUUGACUUAGUGAGCCACGAGUGCCGGGAGGGCAAGGUGCCCCAUUGCGACAAGUGUGGUGACGUGGUGAAGCCGGACGUUGUCUUUUUUGGCGAAAGCCUCCCCGAUGCGUUUUUUGACCUUUUCCAAGACUUACCGCAGGUGGAGCUGCUGCUCGUCAUGGGAACCUCGCUCCAGGUUCACCCCUUUGCGGACCUGGCGGUUGGGGUGCGGCCCGAUGUGCCGCGGGUGCUGUUCAACUUGGAGCGCGUCGGUGAACUCAUGUUUCGCUUCCCCACGGACGAGCCGUGCCCGCAGCCGCCAAGCAGAAGCCCCAGCGGCUGCAGCCACUGCAGCAGUAGUAGCGAAGGCUACGGACAGUACGCCCACCACGUCGCGGACCCCGGAGGGAUUUGUCGUGAUAUAUUUUUCCCCGGCGACUGCCAGGAGACAGUGCGGCGCCUGGCGGAGGCGAUGGGGCUUGGCGAGCGGCUGGCGGCGGCCGUGCAGGAGGGCGAGAGGAAGCGUGAGAGUUACGUUGCCCCGUAA
This is a messenger RNA of Trypanosoma conorhini, 1002 nucleotides long. Its product is annotated as silent information regulator 2. Lineage: Eukaryota; Euglenozoa; Kinetoplastea; Trypanosomatida; Trypanosomatidae. The transcript has a single exon. Bases 1 to 1002 code for a protein of 333 amino acids. Gene Ontology annotation, molecular function: histone deacetylase activity, NAD-dependent; NAD+ binding. The record is from RefSeq and is a predicted model, not a curated record.